Molecule: messenger RNA, 3050 nt
Organism: Heterocephalus glaber (naked mole-rat)
Lineage: Eukaryota; Metazoa; Chordata; Mammalia; Rodentia; Bathyergidae
Source: RefSeq, a predicted model, not a curated record
CCUUGCUGAGCAGAUGGCUUGCCUGGAGUCUGGUGGAAACUGCCCUCGGCCCAGCCUGGUGGGGUGAGGGGCGGCCCCUGUGUCCCAGCCCAGGGGAGCACCUGGCAGUGGGCAGUGUGCUUGCUUUCCAGCUGCUGGCUUGGUGACUGUGGACCCGUACUUGCUGCAGAAGAGGACCUCCAGACAUCUGCAAAGCCAGGGACAGCAAGACAGGGCUGCAUCCAUCUGCCCAUGCACCAGCUAGCACCAGUCCCUAUCCGGAUGCCUGCCACUGUUCUAGGCACUUCUGAGGCUCUUCCUAUUCUCUACUUCCUGUCAGCCAUAAAAUGAGCAGCCCUUGCGCCAUCCCAUUUCCACUUUGGAGCCUGCCUGCCAUGGACCAAAACCUCUGAAACCAUGAGCCCGAGUAACUUCUGCUCCAUUAAGUAGCAGAUCCGGAACAUGGUGGCGGUGCUGGAAGUCAUCUCCAGCCUGGAGAGAUACCCCAUUACCAAAGAGGCACUGGAGGAGACUCGACUUGGGAAGCUCGUCAACGAUGUCCGCAAGAAAACCAAGAACGAGGAGCUCGCCAAGCGGGCCAAGAAGCUGCUGCGCAGCUGGCAGAAACUCAUCGAGCCUGUGCAGCAGAAUGAGGUGGCACUGCGUGGGGCCAACGGGGGCGCUCACAACUGCCGGCCGGAGGCCGGGGCCAGCGUGUCCAAGGGUGUCCCCGACCUCAAGCACCGCAAUGACCUCCAGAGGCUGCCAGGGCCCCGGCUGGACAGGUUGGGCAGCCGCAAGCGCCGAGGGGACCAGCGUGACCUCGGUCAUCCUGGCCCGCCUCCCAAGGUCUCCAAAGCUUGCCACGACCUCCUGGGUCCCAACUCCUCCCCACUCCCCACCAACGGGAUCAGUGGGAGCCCGGAGAGCUUCUCCAGCCCCCUGGAUGGCAGUGGGCUCAUGGGCUCUGAGGGCAGCCGCCUGGAGGCUGUCGAGAACGACCAGCUCAGCGGCAAGGUCCCUGUGAACGCUGUGAGGCCACACCCCAGCUCCCCAGGCCUGGGCCAGCCCCCUGGGCCCUGCUUGCAGGCCAAGGUAGAAGAGACCUCUGGGCCCCCCCAUCCCAGGGCGCCGUCUCGCUGCUCCUUCAGCCCCCGGAACUCACGGCAUGAGGGUUCCUUUGCCCGCCAACGGAGCCCGUACACGCCCAAGGGCUCUGUGCCCAGCCCCUCCCCACGGCCCCUGGUGCUCGAGGCCACACAGGUGCCGUCCCCGCCGCCACUGGCCCAGCCGUCCACGCCCCCGGUUCGGCGGCUGGAGCUGCUGCCCAGUUCAGAGAGCCCGGUGCGUUGGCUGGAGCAGCCAGAGGGCCACCAGCGGCUGGCAGGCCUGGGCUGCAAGGCUGGGCUGUCCCCCACCGAGCCCCACCUGCCCCGGGCGGGCUUCUCCCCGGACUCCUCCAAGGCGGACAGUGAUGCAGCCUCCUCGGGUGGCUCGGACAGUAGAAAGAAAAAGAGGUACCGGCCCCGCGACUACACGGUGAACUUGGAUGGGCAGGUGGCUGAGGCGGGUGUCAAGCCUGUCCGGUUAAAAGAGCGCAAGCUCACCUUUGACCCCAUGACGAGACAGAUCAAACCUCUGACCCAGAAAGAGCCAAUGCGGGCUGACAGCCCCGUGCACACGGAGCAGCCUCCCAGGACAGAGCUGGACAAGCAGGAGGCCAAGGCCAGCCUCCAGAGCCCCUUCGAGCAGACAAACUGGAAGGAGCUGUCACGCAAUGAGAUCAUCCAGUCAUACCUGAGCCGCCAGAGCAGCCUCCUAUCGUCCUCGGGCGCACAGACCCCAGGGGCACACCACUUCAUGGCCGAGUACCUGCGGCAGGAGGAGAGCACGCGGCGAGGGGCCCGGCAGCCGCACGUGCUGGUGCCCCACGCGCCACCCGCCGACCUCCCGGGACUGAGCCGCGAGGUGACGCAGGGUGAUCUGGACCGACUGCAGGCCGACCAGUGGCCGGGGGUGAACGGGUGUCAGGACACACAGGGUAACUGGUAUGACUGGACGCAGUGCAUAUCGCUCGACCCACACGGCGACGACGGGAGGUUGAACGUUCUGCCUUAUGUCUGCUUGGACUGAGGGCCUGCGCCCCAAAAUGCAUUCCCAACCUGCAGGGCGGGCGGCCUGGGCGGGAGGGGGAGGAGCGCGGGGUCUCCCAGCCCUUCCCUCCACACGCUCCUUCUUUUGUGAAAUGCUGCUACCGGUUUACUAACACGAUUGCAAAGGAAGGACCGCGCAGAAGGAAGGACGGCCAAGGGAGUUCAGAACUCUAUAGCAACCAGCUGUACGGGCGGCAACCCCGCUGCAGGUAGGCACGGGACAGCGGUGGGAGAGUUGGUUACCUUUAAUGGUGACAGACGCAGGCAUCUCAUGUCUUCUUGCCUUUUCUGUUCCUGAGCUCGGCACGGUGUCUGUGAGACGGCGGGUGGGCUGGCCUUGGCCUCUGCCCCUGCCCAGCCCGGUCUGCAAGCGCUGGCAUCGGGUGGGUGGGCCGGCUGGCCGGCUUAACCCACACUCCAUCGCGGGGGCACCCACCCAUUCUGUCUGGUUUCGGUUGAACCCCGUUCUUAAAGAAAUGCUGCAGAAACUUGUUUUCUCAAGUUUAUUUUCAUCCCCUUUCAGCUGCCCAGCCACCAGCCAAAUACCUUCUUCUCUCUUCCUCCCUUUUCUUUUCCCUUCCUGCACAUACCUAGAAAAUGUCACCUUUCUAGAGCCUCCCCCAACAGCCAGCCAAACUCCACAGAGAAAGUGCGGGUGCUACUGGCGCGUUGAGCCGAGCUGUGGUGAGCAGGGAGCCUGUCUGCGCUGGGAACACUCAUAACCAUUCCUUUAGAUUCGUUUGCCUUAUGGUUAUUUGUCAUAAUGCGAUUUGCAAAAACAAGGAGCCUUAGUGAAUGUACAGUACCUAGACUUCUGUGUUCUCAGGACACAGAAGGGAGCAACUUUGCUAUUUGGUCCAGUAAGUGGACACCUUGUGAUAUAAAUGUGGAAAUAAAAAAACAAAACAUUUGCACAAA